Messenger RNA from Auxenochlorella protothecoides, 1086 nucleotides. Its product is annotated as Heterogeneous nuclear ribonucleoprotein Q. Gene Ontology annotation, cellular component: nucleus. The transcript has 4 exons. The coding region runs from base 1 to 1086 and encodes 361 amino acids. NCBI's taxonomy places the organism in Eukaryota, Viridiplantae, Chlorophyta, Trebouxiophyceae, Chlorellales, Chlorellaceae. The record is from RefSeq and is a predicted model, not a curated record. Gene Ontology annotation, molecular function: mRNA binding.
AUGUACGACGACGCCCCCGAGACCUCUGAACCCGCCAAGGAGCCGGCAUCGGGGGCUGCGGAGGAGCCGAGUGCGGCUCCCACUGCUGCGCAACCCGAUGAGGGCGAUCCCCUCUCCCUGCCACCCCACGGCGCCGAUGUCUUUGUUGGGGGCGUGCCCCGCACGGCCACGUCGGAUCAGAUACGGGACUGGGCCAGCAAGAUCGGAGAGGUACACAGCGUCACCUUGGUCCCAGACGUGACGGACCCUACCCAGAACCGAGGGUAUGGAUUCGUUGUGUUUACAACACGCGACGCAGCCACCGCCGCCCUGGCCCAGCUCCACAGCACGGAGCUGCCGGACCACCCCGGGUUCAAGGUGCGGGUGCAGCCCAGCCAGAGCAAGCACCGCCUGUUCCUGGGCGGCCUUCCCAACUCCCUGACCCAGGCGGAGCUGCGCGCCGUGCUGGAGCCGGCGCUGCGCGGGCUGGAGGGCGUGGAGCUGAUGAUGAGCCGCGAGAACCCGGAGUCCAACCGCGGCUUCGCCUUCCUCGACAUGUACAACGCGGCGGCGGCCAAGGCCGCGCGUGCCGUGCUCUCCGCCCCCGACUUCCGCGUCGGCGGACGCGGCGUCACCGUGGACUUUGCAGAGCCGUCGGCGCGGGGGCCAGGGGCCGACCGCAGCGCCGCGGCAAAGCCCGCCCCCUCGCGCAACGUCUUCGUCGGCGGGCUGCCCGCCGGCGCGGGGGAGGACGCGCUGCGGGAGGCCUUUGCGCGCUUCGGCGCUGUGGACCGAGUGCAUGUACCCCGCCCCCGCGACGGCGAACCCGCCUCCAAGUUCGGCUUCGUGACCUUUGCGGAGCGCGAGGCCGCGACCGCUGCGGUGGAGGCCGGCGACGAGGUGGAGGUGGCGGGCGAGCACGUCACCAUUGGGUACAUGAUGCAGCCGGGGCCUUCAUGGGGCGGCAACAUGAUGAUGAUGGGCGGCGGCGGCGGGUACUAUACCACGCAGCAGGGGGCCUGGGGCGGCGGGGGGGGUGGUCCGCAGCGAGGCGACGGCGGCGGUGCGAGGGGGGGGAGGGGCCAGUCCCGGUAUAGACCCUACUGA